Guyanagaster necrorhizus is the source of this 427-nucleotide messenger RNA. RefSeq lists its product as uncharacterized. Lineage: Eukaryota; Fungi; Basidiomycota; Agaricomycetes; Agaricales; Physalacriaceae. Bases 115 to 327 code for a protein of 70 amino acids. The transcript has a single exon. The record is from RefSeq and is a predicted model, not a curated record.
CUCUUUUUCUGUUCGCGAGCAGAUAACCAGAGACUUCAGAGCGCUGACAACGGCAGCAUUGUCGCUAUUGCAUUCAUUUGAAUGAAUCCUCGAACAACAGGGCUGGAAAGAAGCAUGGCUCAUGCUAGUGUCGUCGUUACUUUUGCCCUCGUUGACGCUUCUGAUCUCUUCCUCAGCUUCGACGUGAACCAUGGUCACGUUCCUUCCUACUACAACACGCUCCUCUGGCCGGCUCUCUACCAUAGUUAUGAGCGAACCUACGACUGGAGAAGCCGUUCAGACGAGCUCCAGCGUCUUCAGAUGCGGAAGGAUAGCUUGGGCCAAUGAGAAUAGAUGUGUAAUAUCAUCAGCGGCGUUAACCACCGAAAGUGAGAGUUCGCGUGCUCGUCUUCAUCGCGGCAGGAGGAAUUGAGUGUGCGAUUGAGAA